AUGACAAAAUAUUAUGAUCUACCUAGUUGUGGUAACAAGGCAUCAUUACCUCUAGAAAUUAGUUUGGGUUAGGAAUUCCCAAUAAGGAUCCAAGGGGCAACUUUUAAUAGGUAAGGAGAGUUGUCAUUCGGUGGGAUGAUUUAAAACUCAUAAUUGAAAGAUGAAAAACUAUUUCUGGCAUAUUACUAAACUGAACCCAAUACUAUCUAUUGGAUAAAAUAACUCUCACUAAUAGAUGUAGUACUAUCAGAUGAUAAAAGGCUCUAUAAAUAUGGAUUUGAUAUCAAUUUGAAAAUUAAACACUUAAGCUAUUUUUUAACUGAUGAUACAGCCAUUAUUGAAAAAGCAGAGAUAAAUCCAUUCAUUUCUGUGUGA
Stylonychia lemnae is the source of this 375-nucleotide messenger RNA. The record is from the annotation of a GenBank genome assembly. Lineage: Eukaryota; Ciliophora; Spirotrichea; Sporadotrichida; Oxytrichidae.